Molecule: messenger RNA, 3576 nt
Organism: Anolis carolinensis (green anole)
Lineage: Eukaryota; Metazoa; Chordata; Lepidosauria; Squamata; Anolidae
Product: probable flap endonuclease 1 homolog
Exons: 11
Coding region: 25-1215 (396 amino acids)
Cellular component (GO): nucleus
Molecular function (GO): DNA binding; RNA-DNA hybrid ribonuclease activity; 5'-flap endonuclease activity
Source: RefSeq, a predicted model, not a curated record
UCAGAGGCACUCUUGUACAGAGCAAUGGAAGAGUGGGCGGGGAAAGAGGGCUGGGCCAGGCUCUUCUUCUUCCUCUUUCUCCCAGUCGAAGGGGCCCAGCCAUGGGCAUCGUCAAACUGGCCGAACUGGUCGAGGAAGCAGCCCCCGAGGCCGUCCGCACUAUCCCGCUGGAACGAUACCGGGGUGGUGGCCUUGGAUGCCUCGGUGGCCAUUUCCCAAUUCCGCACCGCAAUGCCACCGAUAAUCAACCGCCACGGUCAAAAUAUCAGUCUCUUGCAAGGGCUCUUCUAUCGGACGCUGCAUCUCCUGAAAAAGGGCAUCCGGCCGGUCUUUGUCUUUGAUGGGAAACCUCCAGACCUGAAACGUCCCGUGUUGGCCAAGAGGGCUGCGAUUUCUGGGGCCUCAAAGGACGCCGCAGAUUUGCAUUGUUUUCCAGAUCCUACCACAAGUGGCCUCCCGCAGCGACUUCCAAAACAAGACUAUGAGACUCUGUUGAGUUGCUUAGGCGUUCCCUAUGUGCAGGCUCCUGCGGAAGCAGAAGCAACGUGCGCUGCCCUGGUGAAGGCCGGCCUUGCCUCCGCCACGGCCACCGAAGACAUGGACGCCUUGCCCUUUGGGAGCCUACGUCUCCUGCGCCACCUGAACACCAAAAACGGGACUGUGGAAGAAAUCUCCUUACCUGUUCUUCUAGAAAAACUGAGCAUGACGCAGGAGCAGUUUGUGGACCUCUGCAUCCUCCUGGGCUGCGACUAUUGCGAGAAGAUCCGAGGUCUGGGCCCCAAAAAGGCCCUGAAGCUUCUCCGGCAACACGGCAGCAUUGAGAAGGUGGUGGAGCACACCUCCCGCCAGAAACACCCUUUGCCGGACAACUGGCCGCUGGCCGAAGCCCGGACCCUCUUUCUUGACCCGGUGGUGGCUCCUCUGAAUCAGGUGGCCCUGGGGUGGAGUGACCCGGACGAGGAGAGGCUGGUGUGCUUCCUGGCGCAUGAGAAGCACAUGAACGAGCGCCGUGUCCGUCACGCCAUGGAAAAAUGGAGAGAGAGUUUGCCGAAGUUGCCUGAGCCCGUGCAGCCAAGAUUUGGGGCAGAGGACGGCUCCCAACAGUCAAAGAUGGAGAAUUUCUUCCAGGUCAAGAAACGCCAGCGACAGGUGCUGCGCAGCCCACUUUGCAGGAAGAAGCCAAAGCAGCAGCCAGAAACUGCAGUCGGGACUUGAGAAAUAAAGCAUUUAUUUAUUUAUUCCUGAAUUUAUUUUUUCUGCCUUGCAUUAGCCAAAGCCUUGGAUAUUGAAGCUGCUCAAGCACUCAGGGAGAAAAAAACCCAUCUGACAGUGUUGUUGUGCGUUUUUCGGCCUGUAUAUCCAUGUUGCAGAAGCAUUCUCUCCUGACGUUUCACCCACAUCUAUGGCAGGCAUCCUGAGAGGUUGUGAGGUAUGGAGAAACUCAGCAAGGAAGGUACAGCAGAGUCUCAAAUAUCCAACAUAAAUGGGCCGGCAGAACGUUGGAUAAGAGAAUAUGUUGGAUAAUAAGGAGGGAUUAAGGAAAAGCCUAUUAAACAUCAAAUUAGGUUAUGAUUUUACAAAUUAAGCACCAAAACAUCAUGUCAUACAACAAAUUUGACAGAAAAAGUAGUUCAUUACACAUUAAUGCUAUGUAGUAAUUACAGUAGAGUCUCACUUAUCCAACACUCGCUUAUCCAAGCCUCUGGAUAAUCCAAGCCAUUUUUGUAGUCAAUGUUUCCAAUAUAUCGUGAUAUUUUGGUGCUAAAUUCGUAAAUACAGUAAUUACAACAUAACAUUACUGCGUAUUGUACUACUUUUUCUGUCAAAUUUGUUGUAUAACAUGAUGUUUUGGUGCUUAAUUUGUAAAAUCAUAACCUAAUUUGAUGUUUAAUAGGCUUUUCUUAAUCCCUCCUUAUUAUCCAAAAUAUUCGCUUAUCCAAGCUUCUGCCGGCCCGUUUAUGUUGGAUAAGUGAGACUCUACUGUACUGUAUUUACGAAUUUAGCACCAAAAUAUCACAAUGCAUUGAAAACGUUGACUACAAAAAUGCGUUGGAUAAUCCAGAACGUUGGAUAAGUGAUAUAAGUAUAAGUAUAUAAACCUACUGUACAUAUAAAUCUGUGGAAAGUCCACGUUGAAAGAAGAAUUCUUGUUAGUUGGAGGCCAGUGUGAAUGUUGUAAUUAAUCACCUUGAUUAGCAUUAAAUAGCCUUCCAAGCUUCAUAUCCUGGCCUGGGGGGAAUCCUUUGUUCAGAGGUGUUAGCUGCCCCUGAUUGAUUCCUGUCUGGAAUUCUUCUGUUUCCAGAGUGCUGCUCUUUAUUUACUGUUCUGAUUUUGGAGUUUUUUUUAAUACUGGGAGCCAGAUUUUGUUCAUUUUCCUGAUUUUCUCCUUUAUGCUGAAAUUGUCCACAUGCUUCUUGUGGAUUUCAACGGCUUCUCUGUGUAGUGCCAUGUUAUGCUGGGAGUUGUAGUUUGUCGAGGCAGCAAGACCUUGGGAAUCUACAACUCCCUGGAUUAGAAUCAUAGAAUCAUAGAAUAAAUAGAGUUGGAAGAGACCACACAAGUCAUUUAGUCUAAGAAUGUAUUAAAACAAAUGCAAGUUAAAGGCAAUGCAAAACCAGUGGAAGUUCAGUAGAGUCUCACUUAUCAAACACUCGCUUAUCCAACGUUCUGGAUUAUCCAACACAUUUUUGUAGACAAUGUUUUCCAUACAUCGUGAUAUUUUGGUACUAAAUUCGUAAAUACAGUAAUUACUACAUAGCAUUUUAUAUGUAUUGAACUACUUUUUCUGUCAAUUUGUUGUAAAACAUGAUGUUUUGGUGCUUAAUUCGUAAAAUCAUAACCUAAUUUUAUGUUUAAUAGGAUUUUCCUUAAUCCCUCCUUAUUAUCCAACGUUCUGCCGGCCCGUUUAUGUUGGAUAAGUGAGACUCUACUGUAUAUGUUUGUAUGUACAUCUGAGAUUCAUCGAACCAAUGAAAUGUUUCAUUUCGGAUAACUGAUUUUAGUGUUUAUAUAUACAGUAGAGUCUCACUUAUCCAACACUCGCUUAUCCAACGUUCUGGAUUAUCCAACGCAUUUUUGUAGUCAAUGUUUUCCAUACAUCGUGAUAUUUUGGUGCUAAAUUCGUAAAUACAGUAAUUACAACAUAGCAUUACCAUGUAUUGAACUACCUUUUCUGUCAAUUUGUUGUAAAACAUGAUAUUUUUGGAGCUUAAUUCGUAAAAUCAUAACCUAAUUUUAUGUUUAAUAGGAUUUUCCUUAAUGCCUCCUUAUUAUCCAACAUAUUUGCUUAUCCAAUGUUCUGCCGGCCCGUUUAUGUUGGAUAAGUGAGACUCUACUGUAUAUGAUUGUAUGUACAUCUGAGAUUCAUCGAAGCAAUGAAGUGUUGCAUUUCGGAUAACUGAUUUGAGUGUUUAUGUAUAUUUAUGGUUUAUUUUAUGUUCCGGCAUUGAAUGUUUGCCGUAUAUAUGUUGUGCUCCACUCACCUUCGGGGUGAGAAGGGAGGGUGGAAUAGAAAUGUUUUAAAAUAAAUAAAUGUAUAUAUAUGUUAAAACAAUAAACAUGAAAAAAAUAUAUAAA